This is a messenger RNA of Thermothelomyces thermophilus ATCC 42464, 2089 nucleotides long. RefSeq lists its product as uncharacterized. The transcript has 2 exons. Gene Ontology annotation, biological process: translational elongation. Gene Ontology annotation, molecular function: translation elongation factor activity; GTP binding; GTPase activity. Lineage: Eukaryota; Fungi; Ascomycota; Sordariomycetes; Sordariales; Chaetomiaceae. The record is from RefSeq and is a predicted model, not a curated record. The coding region runs from base 94 to 2034 and encodes 646 amino acids.
GACGCAACAGUAACUAGCCCGAUGAUCCGGUGGAGGUCUCGCCCAUCUCAACCCACGUUUGAUCCCACUCGGCUUGUAUAGACGGCCGCGAAAAUGACCAGCAAAUCCGCUAAACAGUCAUCCCAUGAGCGUCGGAAAGGCGAGGCUGCUCUCAGCGACUUUGCCGAGUACGUCGAGAAGCAGCAGGCUCUCCGAUACCCGAGCUCCAAGCAGGUGGCGGCGACGGCGGCAGCUGGUAGCACCCAGGGAGAUCUUGAACACCACGAGGAACUAGAUGACAUUCUCGACAGCCUCGACCUCUCUGAUCCGACCCCGCGUGUGAGGUUACGAGAACUUCUACUGUCUUCCAGCGGUGAUGCCGAUGCCCUCCAGAAACUGGUCGACAUCAUAAGCGAGCGGUUGUCCGAAGGCCAUGGAGAGACUGUAUUCGACGUUGGAUUCGAGAACAAUGGCGAGAGUAUGAGGUUGUCUCGUGAUGAGUGGGAAGUGGCGAUGGGCCGACUAGCGGAAGCAGCAAAGAAGCUGCGAGCCGACACCCAGCUACUCUUGACGAAAAAUGUGGGCGGCGACCUGGAUGGGGCGCCGACAAAGGACGGCGAUUGCAGCGGGAAAGUCAUGAUCCGGAAAGCUCCGGCCACGGUUGAGGAGGUCAUCGAAACGAGGAUAGCUGUCGUUGGAAAUGUAGACGCAGGCAAAAGUUCCAUGCUCGGUGUCCUUGUCAAGGGCGACCUUGAUGACGGUCGGGGCAAAGCACGGGUCAAUCUUUUCCGACACAAGCACGAGAUCGAAACGGGACGGACGUCGUCGGUCGGAAUGGAGAUCAUGGGAUUCGACACAACGGGCCAGGUAGUGGUUUCCGACACCCCGGGACGCAAGCUGUCGUGGGAGGAGAUUGGGAAGCGCAGCGCCAAAGUCAUCACAUUCACUGACCUGGCGGGUCACGAGCGGUAUUUGCGCACCACGGUGUUUGGACUCUUGUCGAGCAGCCCAAACUAUUGCCUGCUCAUGGUUGCGGCUAACAACGGGCUGAUCGGAAUGAGCAAAGAGCACCUGGGCAUCGCCCUUGCGCUGAAUGUUCCGGUCAUGGUGGUCAUCACCAAGAUUGACAUUUGUCCGCCGCAGAUUCUGGAGCAAACCAUCACGCAGAUUACUCGGGUUCUCAAGAGCCCUGGGGCAAGAAAGAUACCCAUUUUCAUCAAGAACCGCGAGGAGUGCAUCAACACGGCCACGCAAUUUGUGAGCCAGCGAAUCUGCCCUAUCUUUCAAGUAUCGAACGUGACUGGCGAGAACCUGGAUCUGGUCCGCUCGUUCCUCAACAUCCUGCCACAUCACGGCCGCUACGAUGCCGAUGCCCCGUUCGAGUUCCAUGUUAACGACACAUUUAGCGUCCCCCACGUCGGGACAGUGGUUUCUGGAAUUGUCAAAUCCGGCGUCAUUCACGCCGGAGAUGAUGUUCAGAUCGGGCCGGAUUCUCUGGGGCGCUUCAUACAGACCUCCAUUCGAUCCAUCGAGAGGAAAAGAAUAGGCGUGCCAGCGGCUUCAGCAGGCCAGUCUGCCUCCUUUGCUCUGAGGCGAGUUCGGAGGAAAGACGUUCGUAAAGGAAUGGUAGUGUUGCCAAAGUCAGACGGAGCUCCUCCCAAAGUGUACCGCGAAUUUGUGGCUGAAGUGCUCAUCCUCUCGCACGCAACAACCAUCAAGACCAAAUACCAAGCAAUGCUGCACGUCGGACCAGUCUCUCAAACCUGCGCAAUCAUUGACGUCGACCGUCCUUUUAUCCGGACUGGAGACCGAGCUACGGUUGCUUUCCGCUUCGUGCAGCGGCCCGAGUAUCUAGCACCCGGUGAUCGCCUCCUUUUCCGGGAAGGAAGAACAAAAGGCCUGGGCAUCGUCAAAAGCGUUGGGUACGACCCUUCCAAGCCGCUCAUGUCGAAGCAGUCGGAAAGCGGUGUUGGUGACGAACAGCAGCCCUCCGGCCACGCGGCCCGAGAGAAGUCGGAUGAUAAGGUGGCCCGUGACAUGAAGAUUGAGGCAUGACACAAGAUUCCGCCGUGACACAUAAUAAAGCCGAACCUUGCUGUCGCUUUUUCGG